AGGAAAUAUUAAUUAAUUAAUUGGGGGUCCUAUUUUGCAACAAUGCCAGAUGGCACGUGUUUCGACUGUAUUCACAUGUCCAGGAUAUAAGUACGUCCCAUCAUCUUCUCUUCCUUCUCCCAUGGCUACCUCCAGUUCGCUCAGCAGCUCGUCACUGCUCGACGACCAAGAUGAAAGCGUCAGAAUUGCCGUCAAGGCCCUUGGAGACAUGCGAAACGGGCAUCCGUCGGCCAGAGAAACUCAGUCUGCAAAUACUCCAGCUCUUUCUGUAGCUUCUACGUCACAGCCAACAACAUCUCUCCCUAGUCCAAGCGUCUCUUCCAUUGACGCCAAAAUGUACGGAGGUGGAACAGCGCUGGAACCCGAGUUUGUGAAGCGGAUGUCUCACCUGCCGCUGGUCAACAGCGCACUGAGGGUGUACGAGCAGGGAAAAGCAAGCUCCAGAGUUGUCAAGUAUGGUGCCGAAAUGAUGGAAUCCGGUGUAAAGACAAUAUCGAAGCCCGUCAUUGAUCGGCUGCCAGUGAAUGUCGAGCAAUUGGACGAGUUUGCUUGUAGGCAAUUGGACAGGCUGGACAGGUAUCGUCGACCAUCUUGCGAUCGGGAAAGUUCACGAGAACGUGGACGAGGCAAAACACGUCAAGAAUCAAUGUCUUCGGAUAGGGACGUAAGCGUGUCGCCUUCGGUAGAAGGCGAUGAUGCUAAGCGGGUGGGGAUGUGGAUAGACAGUACGAGUUCUUACGAUCAGCGGCGUUCACCUACGCCGACGCCCGAAGUACCGGUAGAGGAUGCUGAUCAACAAGUUGCCCAAAGAAGCAGAUGGCACACCGUACUGCUAGAAGCUGGAGGGUUGAGCGCAGCCCUGAGCGAAGAAAGCCUACGUCGGUUGCGAUAUUGUUUGAGCUGGUUGCAGUAUGCUACUGCUCAUAUUGACGCCCAAAUUGUCGUUCUCCGAAACUUUGCUGCGGCGCUACAAGAGCGCCAUUUUUCGAACCAAAUUGGCGAGGGAGUUCCGUUAUCAGAAGCUCACAUGCAUACCCUUGCGCAUAUACGUCAAGACAUCGUGCAUACUGUCCGACAGGUGGUCGAUGUCGUGGGCAAGUACGCCGGUGGGGCUUCGUUGCCGGAGCCGGCCCGUCAGCGCGUAAAAGGUUUCAUUCUCACAUUGCCAAAGCGAUGGGCCGCUGCGAUGAGGAACGGCGCCUCUGCCGCUCCUCGAGGCGAAAAUGAGCGGGAGAGCGUGGCUGCUGCUUCUGCGGGAAGGAGUCGGAGACACCAUCAACCUAAGAGAGAACGCGGUGUCGCUUCCGUUACUGACACUCCCCAGCAAUCACCAACCGCCUCUCCACGUAUCCAUCCCCGCACUAUGGCGUCGGAAGACGGACACCGGAGGAUGACCACGGACACAGCUAUGGUUGCGGCCCAGCGGAUACUCACGUUAGCGACGGAAAGUCUGGAUAUGAUGCGUGGAGUCACGGGAGUCGUGAAGGAUAGUUUGGAUCGGGCUGAUGCUUGGGUUGGAAGACUACGAACUGUAGGCAUAAGGGGGGCUAGUGAAGGUGAAGAAACAGAUGCCGAGAGGGAGAGUGUUGUGCCUCCAUCACUGAAGCGGCGAGACAGUUUCGAUAUUCCGGGUCCGCCUACGGUGCCCGUGGAUGCCCCUAGCCCUGAUGUACGGCUUCCCUUGAGUAGGAUGAGCCUUGACGAGGAAGACGAGGCUGAGGGUAGCGGGCGUAUGGACGUUGACCCCGCUUGAUGUCUAGAAUGACUUCCAUUCAUUUCUCUUUACCUGUCUUUUGGACCUCCAGUGGGAUAAAUCCUUCUUAUGCUGACUUUACUAACUUUACAUAUCUAUCCAUGUUACCACUUAUCAAACGGGAUAUCCUUUUGAAUUUAAUUUAACCUCUCACUGUACCACCCUUGAUGCUAAAUAUUUAUAGACCCGGAGUCAUAUUUAAUUUGUACUACCUGUACCAUCAUCAGCACAUACAAAUACGAUGUAUUUUGAAUUAUGUACCUUGAUG
Messenger RNA from Guyanagaster necrorhizus, 2021 nucleotides. Its product is annotated as Opi1-domain-containing protein. The record is from RefSeq and is a predicted model, not a curated record. NCBI's taxonomy places the organism in Eukaryota, Fungi, Basidiomycota, Agaricomycetes, Agaricales, Physalacriaceae. Gene Ontology annotation, molecular function: transcription corepressor activity. Gene Ontology annotation, cellular component: nucleus; endoplasmic reticulum. The coding region runs from base 122 to 1753 and encodes 543 amino acids. Gene Ontology annotation, biological process: endoplasmic reticulum unfolded protein response; regulation of transcription by RNA polymerase II; phospholipid biosynthetic process. The transcript has 7 exons.